Messenger RNA from Clupea harengus (Atlantic herring), 3273 nucleotides. It is a transcript of the gene shmt2, whose product is annotated as serine hydroxymethyltransferase 2 (mitochondrial). Gene Ontology annotation, molecular function: pyridoxal phosphate binding; glycine hydroxymethyltransferase activity. NCBI's taxonomy places the organism in Eukaryota, Metazoa, Chordata, Actinopteri, Clupeiformes, Clupeidae. Gene Ontology annotation, cellular component: cytoplasm; mitochondrion. Gene Ontology annotation, biological process: tetrahydrofolate interconversion. The record is from RefSeq and is a predicted model, not a curated record.
GUGCUUGAACCUCAUGCAAGGGUCAUCUCCGUGUUACAUAUCCCAUUUAAACGCAGGAGAACAAGCGUGGCCAAGCCUCAUCAGUGAGCUGCCCUGCUGUCAAGAACUUCAAUCAUGCUCUUAUUCACAAUACGACAAUUGGCUAGACCGGUGUGCCAGCGCUCUCCAGCAGCAGCAGCAGCGGCGGGCAGAACGUGGAGGGGGCAGCACUCCCAGUCGGCGUCCCGCAACCUCGAGCAGCAUGAGCAGCCCUGGACGGGCCAGGACAGCCUGGCACAGGACGACCCCGAGAUGUGGCAGCUGCUGACCAAGGAGAAGGACCGGCAGUGCCGAGGUCUGGAGCUCAUCGCCUCCGAGAACUUCUGCAGCCGCGCAGCGCUGGAGGCCCAGGGCUCCUGCCUCAACAACAAGUACUCGGAGGGCUACCCUGGCAAGAGGUACUACGGUGGCGCUGAGGUGGUGGACCAAAUCGAGCUGCUGUGCCAGAAGCGGGCUCUAGAGGCCUUUGACCUGGACCCUGCGCUGUGGGGGGUCAACGUGCAACCCUACUCCGGCUCCCCAGCCAACUUUGCUGCCUACACAGCUGUGCUCAAACCCCACGACCGCAUCAUGGGCCUGGACCUGCCCGACGGAGGACAUCUGACCCACGGCUACAUGUCUGAAGUGAAGCGCAUCUCCGCCACCUCCAUCUACUUUGAGUCCAUGCCCUACAAGCUGAACCCUAAGACUGGUCUCAUAGACUACGAUCAGUUGGAGCUGACCGCACGUCUCUUCCGGCCCCGGAUGAUCAUCGCCGGCACAAGCGCCUAUGCUCGCCUCAUCGACUACGCCCGCAUCAAGAAGCUCUGUACUGAAGUGAAGGCCUUCUUGCUGGCUGACAUGGCUCACAUCAGUGGGCUGGUAGCUGCCCGGGCCAUCCCCUCCCCGUUUGAGUAUGCCGACAUGGUCACCACAACCACACACAAGUCCCUCAGAGGAGCAAGAGCUGGUAUGAUUUUCUUCCGUAAGGGUGUGCGCUCAGUUGACAAGAAAGGCCGUGAAAUCAUGUAUGACCUGGAGGAUAAGGUCAACUUCUCCGUCUUCCCUUCACUGCAGGGUGGCCCGCACAACCAUGCCAUCGCAGGGGUGGCGGUCGCUCUCCGCCAGGCCAACACACCCAUGUUUAGAGACUACAUUGCCCAGGUGAUUCGUAACGCGAAGUCCAUGUCUGAUGCACUGCUGAAGAAAGGCUACACCCUGGUCUCAGGAGGCACAGACAACCACCUGGUGCUGGUGGACCUGCGUCCACAGGGCAUGGACGGGGCCCGGGCCGAGCGCGUGCUGGAACUGGUGUCCAUCACGGCCAACAAGAACACCUGCCCCGGGGACAAGAGCGCCCUGACCCCCGGCGGCCUGCGGCUAGGUGCGCCAGCCCUCACCUCUAGGCAAUUCAAGGAGGCAGACUUUGAAACGGUGGUGGAAUUGAUGGACGAGGGCUUCAAGAUCGCUCUGGAUGUGAAGAAGAAGACUGGCAAGCUGCAGGAGUUUAAAAACUUCCUCCUGGAGGACCCAGAGACGGUGGCGCGCCUGGCUGAGCUGCGGCACCGUGUGGAGGCUUUUGCCCGACCCUUCCCCAUGCCGGGCUUCCAUGACCACUAGAGGGCUGCAAGAAGGGGUGAUGAGCGAGGGAGAGGAAGAGAGAGGGGAGAUGGGGUAGAGGUCGGAUGAUUAGAGAGGGGGCGAAAGAGAUGAAUGAGUGGACGCACAGUAAAACCAACACCUUGUCCCUUACACACCAGUCUAAAAGACAUCAUCCUUUUUUUUUCAUUUCAAAUAAUGUUUUAGGCAGUGACCUCUCAGGAAUGGAUGAUGGGCAGUAGAGUCUCUAUUUUGUAUUUUUAAUUUUUUUUAUCCUUUUUUGUUUUUGCUCAUUUCUUUUCCUUGAGCUUCUUUUUCUCUCUCUACUUUUUUUUGUUUACACAAAUGGCUGUUGUCACGCUGUCCUGCGGAGCUUGAAAUGGGACGUAAUCUGCGCCGAUGAUCACACAUGCGAGACCACGGCCAACCCUCUGGCGACUCGCUAUCCGUCACCAGCCAGGGAGUCGGCCACCGCCAGCAGGACAAACAUAGUCUUAAACCUUAGAUGGAGUGAGUGAGGGAGGCCAGUGGAGGAGAGUAGGAGCGAUACACUUAUGUUUCUUAAAAUAUCAUGUCUGAGCAUAGAGCAAGAUAGAGUGCAUACACUGCUGGCACAUUUUAUAAUAUAUAGUGAUGAUGUUUUCUGUGAUAAACUUUAUUUCUUACACCAGGGGGUCCAACUGUGGAUGAGUGAUUUGACUACUGGGUGGUAGAUUCAAAAGGGCAAGGGCAAGUGGAAGGGGAUCUCAAGGAAGAUUCUCCCUGCAUCAGCAAUGCCACAUUCACUGCCCACUGCAAGGAUAGUGACUCAGCCUUUAGCUAUAUGGCAUCUUGCAUAUAAAAGACUUACAAUCCAGGCUUUUCACCAUCUGGCUGUUUAAAGAAAAAAAAGGACCCAAGAAAGUUGAAGAGAUUCAAAGUAAUAGAAGUGUAAUUACCUCUAUAUAGAUAGGACUAAUGCUCAAAUGCUUCGUUAUUUGUUAUGAGACUGGCACUUGAGCACAUUGACCAAUACAAUUGAACAAUGACUAAUAGAUAACGUCACUGAGCUAGAGGUCAGUGUGUUUACAGGAGGUAACCGCACCGCAUCCUCUGCUGAGCUUUUGGACAGGUACACUUUGUUUAUUCCCAUUUUAAUCUGCUAAUGGCUAUGCCUCAAUUCUGUGAAAUAUUAUUUUCACGUGGACAAAAGAAAAUUGAAGUGCAGAAUGCUUGCUAAUACUCUAACCAUAUGCCAAACCGUGUUCAUGUGCAGUUAAGGGGUAGUAGUGAUGGGGCCGGGAAGUGUAAUUCAUGCCACAUUUUCUGAAACUUCAGACUUUCUCCUCAUAAUCUUCUAAAACAUUUCCAUUUGAUCUCAGUGUUAUGGAACCCAUUGACAACAAAGUCCUCUACAGUUUAGUAGAGGCACACAUCUCGAACCAUUUCAACGUUAACACUUGUUGUGGAUUUUAGUGACAAGUGUUAUGAACCUGCCCUGGUGAUGUAGUGAUGACCUUUGCACCUCAAACACUAAAGCUCCCACUGUGCCACUGUUUCAUAGCGAUGCUGCCAGACCUAACACAAUUUUGUCUGUAAAGUUUUAAAUGAGAAUUGUCCUUUGUAAAGAAAUUUUGUAAAGAAAUCUAUAAUCCUAAUAAAUAUGUCAAGAAGGCA